Molecule: messenger RNA, 1671 nt
Organism: Setaria italica (foxtail millet)
Lineage: Eukaryota; Viridiplantae; Streptophyta; Magnoliopsida; Poales; Poaceae
Product: zinc finger CCCH domain-containing protein 17
Exons: 7
Coding region: 236-1519 (427 amino acids)
Molecular function (GO): protein binding
Source: RefSeq, a predicted model, not a curated record
UAUGUUAAUAAAUAAUGUAUCUCAAGGAAAUUUGCAAACUUGUUUCCGGGUCGGUUACGGUUGGCUACUUGGCUUUAUGGGCAGGCGCGGCUGAUAAAUACGUACUGCCAGUUACCGCGUCCGCCUGACCGCCUCCUUCCACGAUCGCGAUCACCGCCUCCACUCCACCACGCCGUUCCCCAGCGGAAACCAAGCGCCGCCCCUCUCCCCCACCGCCGCUCGCCAACCGCCCGCCAUGCCGAUCUCCUCCACCCUGACCGCGCGCCUCGGCACCGGCCCCGCGCCCGCGGCCGCGCGGUGGAGCCCCUACGCCCGGCCCUCUGUGCCUGAGCCCCAGGGCGGCCGCGGCGGCGCCAAGGCCUCCCGCACGGCCAUGCGCCUCGAUCCCGCGACGGCGAGGCUCCUCGCCUCCGCGCAGAAGGCGGCGCUGUCCGGAUCGAGUCGCCGUGUCAAGUCCGCGGCGCCCGACGCUGCUCCUGCCGCACCCGCACGACGGAGCCGUGGAGACGAGGCUGCAAGACCGGAGCCUGAUCCGAAGCCGGAGCCGGAGCCGGAGGCUGGGGACAACACACCAACCCUUGAGAAGCGCCGCGCCAGCGGCGGGGGUGGCUUCGUCUUCCUCCGCGCCCUCGCUGGACACACGGAGGCUAUCAGCGGGUUCUCUGUGCCACGUGGUUCCGACAAACUCUAUUCCGGCAGCGUCGACGGAUCUGUUCGCGUCUGGGACCGCAACUCUGGCAAGUGUGUUGAUGUCAUCAAGAUGGGAGGCAAGGUUGGCUGCAUGAUAACCCAUGGCCCAUGGGUAUUCAUUGGGAUUCCAAAGUCCGUUGAGGCAUGGAACACACAGACAGGGAUGAAACUGAGUCUUCAGGGGCCUUCUGGUCUGGUUUGUUCCAUGACUGUCACGGGUGAGAUGCUGUUUGCUGGCACGGGAGAUGGUCGCAUCAUAGCUUGGAAAUUUCCUUCUAAGGAGAGCAACAUUGAACCAGUGGCGAUCCUCAGUGGCCAUCAACGUGCUGUGAUUUCACUUUCAAUCUCGGCAACAAGACUUUACUCUGGCUCACUUGACAAGACCAUCAGAGUAUGGGAUCUCAUGACCAUGCAGUGUCUCCAAACACUCUCUGAGCAUAAAGCUGCUGUAACAUCUGUUCUAUGUUGGGAAGACAAGUUAUUAUCUUGCUCCCUGGAUAGGACUGUAAAGGUCUGGACCCUUUCAGAGUCUGGAAACCUUCAAGUCAGAUAUACCUAUGCUGAGGAGCAUGGGUUGCGCACACUCUUCGGCAUGCACCGCGUUGGGAAGACGCCAGUUCUUCUCUGCUCCCUCCAUAACCGCAACCGCAUCCGCCUGCUCGACCUUCCAUCGUUCCAGGAGGUGGGCACCCUCUUCUCCAACAAGGAAGUGAGGACCAUCGAGCUCGCUGAUGGUGGGCCGCUCUUCACUGGAGACUGCUCCGGCGAGCUGAAGGUGUGGCGGUGGGCGCCCCAGGACCAGGAGGCGGCGCCGGCUGCGCAAGCAUAGUAAUCAGUAUAGCCUCAUUGAAGACUGACAGCUCCAUCAUUGUAAUAUUGUAUGCUUGUAAAUUAUGGCAGCUCUAAAGUCAAUCUCUGACCAUUGUAGCACAGUGCCCAGAUGGCCAAUUUUUAUUUUGUGAGGCCUGAUUGGUGAUGCAG